This is a messenger RNA of Strongylocentrotus purpuratus (purple sea urchin), 2972 nucleotides long. RefSeq names its product very long-chain acyl-CoA synthetase. The record is from RefSeq and is a predicted model, not a curated record. Bases 505 to 2388 code for a protein of 627 amino acids. Lineage: Eukaryota; Metazoa; Echinodermata; Echinoidea; Camarodonta; Strongylocentrotidae. The transcript is spliced from 9 exons. Gene Ontology annotation, molecular function: long-chain fatty acid transmembrane transporter activity; long-chain fatty acid-CoA ligase activity.
UGUUUACAUGCGUUUGUACGAUAUAUAACUAGCCCCGCCUCUUUGCUCUAGUUUCAUAACAAUAAUUUUUAAGUCGCGUUGUCUACUACUAUUGCGGAUAUUUCUGAAUCUACAAAGGGACAGCACUUCACAAUUAUUGAUCACACUUUUUAUCUUACAAGGUCAAACCCCGAAUUAGAUAGAAAGAGCCACGGAUAUCUAUAGCAGGCAAACAGAGGCCAUCUGGCAGAGCAUCGCACUCCGGCCCCCAUCGCACGAGGCAUGCAGACACGAGCUUCACUGCACAGCCAGCCAGCCUAGCCUAGCCGCGUAGGCCGUAGCCGUGGUGUGAUUUGAAGACGUUCCCAUUCUGCAUCUCUGCUACUAGCUGUGAGCUGUGUGGAGCUGGAGUGCAAUGUCUUAUAACAUUUGUUUGUAACUUGCUGCAUAUUUUGUAUACAGGGAGCUACCAGUAGUAGUUGCAGUUUACUUGUAGAGGCAGGCAUCUAUGAUCAGUGCACAAAAAUGGGAGACUGGGAAGUGUUUGGAUUUUCAGCCCUCGUUGUGAGUCUCAUCGUGGCUGGAGUGAAGAGGAACUCGAUUGUGAAUUUCAUCCAGGAUUUCAAAGAUGUAUCAAGUUUAGCGAAAGCUCUUGUGGGCAUUAAAGUAGCAGGGAGAAAGAACAGGACGAUUCUUCAUUCUCUUUUAGAAGGAGCGUCACGUUAUCCAGAUCGGCCUUUCUUGCUGUAUCAAGAUGAGAAAUACACGUAUGCAGACGCUGAGGCUGAGUCGAACCGCAUUGCCCGAUGGGUGAAGACCAACUCUGACCUCGUCCAGGAGGAAACUGUGGCUGUUCUUAUGCGGAAUGAACCGGCUUUCAUCUGGGUUUGGCUGGGGUUUGCCAAGCUAGGUGUUGGAACCAGUCUUCUCAAUCAUAACCUGAAAGCAGAAAGCUUGAUGCAUUGCAUACGAGUCAGCAAUGCAAGGUUCUUGAUUAUGUCAAGAGCUUUCAUCGACAUCGCCAAGGAACUCCUUCCUGAGCUCCAGCAACUUGGAAUCAAGGUUUGGGUCCUCGGUAGCGCCUUCAACGGCACAGUAAUCCCAGAUGGCAUGGUUGCUAUGGAAACCAGUCAGAUGACUGGAAAUCCGCUUCCACCCGAUCAGUUAGCUCCCAUCACCCACAGUACCAUAGCAUCACUGAUCUUUACCUCUGGGACUACAGGUCUUCCAAAAGCAGUGAAAGUGCCCCACAAGACCCCCAUCAAGGCAUACCAUGCCUGGACACUAAGCGGGGGUCUCAAGCCUACAGAUGUCUUGUAUGUAUCCCUACCUCUCUACCAUUCCUCAGGCCUUCUGAACGGUGUCCUUAGCUGUCUCAGUUCAGGUUGCACAGUAGCUUUGGCACCCAAAUUUUCAGCGUCGCGCUUCUGGGAUGACAUGCGCAAGCACAAAGCCACGGCCUUUCUCUACAUAGGUGAAUUGUGCAGAUAUCUCCUGGCGCAACCUGAAAAGCCUGAUGAUGGCAAGUACCCCAGCCCUGUGAGACUAGCAUAUGGCAAUGGCCUAGGGGCAGACAUCUGGGAACGCUUCCAGAAGCGUUUCAACAUUGAGAGGGUCGUGGAGUGGUACACUGCCACUGAGGCGUCUGGAGGUUUCAUCAAUACCGACGGGAAGGUCGGAUCUGUUGGGAGGUACUCCUGGCUGGCAGAGAAACUUGCAGGAAAUUGUGUGGUAGUUGAAUGUGACUUUGCCACGGCCCAGCCUGUCAGAGGGCCUGAUGGGAAAUGCAAACCAGUUCCUAGAGGUGAGACAGGGCUGAUGCUGUUCAAACUGGACAACUUCAACAAGUUUCUUGGCUAUCGCGGUCCCUCGCAGCAGACCCAGAACAAACUGGUCCAUGACGUUAAGAAGACCGGUGACCUGUUCUUCAAUAGCGGUGACCUGAUGAUGGUUGAUGUAGAUGGCUAUGUCUACUUCAAGGACAGGCUAGGUGAUACAUUCAGGUGGAAAGGAGAGAAUGUAUCGACGACUGAAGUAUCAAACGUCAUGAGUAGAUUAUCAUCCAUAAUGGAAUGCAACGUGUAUGGUGUAGAGGUACCAGGUUGUGAGGGAAGAGCAGGAAUGGCUGCGAUCGUCCUCCACGACGGUGACAGUCUAGAUCCCAAGCACUUCUUUGAUCACGCUAUCAACCACCUCCCGGACUACGCAUGCCCCAAGUUUAUCCGUGUCAUGACGGAGAUGGACAUCACCAACACCUUCAAGCACAAGAAGAAACAGCUGGUCAGCCAGGGAUUCAACCUCGAGAUGAUCUCUGACGACCUCUACGUUGUCGACAAGGUCAAAGGUUCCUACGUUCAAAUAAACCCUAGCAUCAUGGAAAGUAUACAGAGGCAAAGCUACAAACUUUGAGUGGACAUGCACCUUUUUCAGGUUGAAUUUCCUUCUAAUACUGACUUAAUCAAACAGUUAAUAUUUGCAGAUUUUUACUUACCAGGACUGAGAGAUUGGACAUUUCUAAAUCCAUCUUUUCAUAAUUAAUCUUUCCUUGAUGUGUUGGAGUACUGCAAAUGAGACCACUUUAAUUUGAAAUUUGAAAUUUAUUUGAUUUCCAGGUACAUGUAUAAACAAAAUAGAAAUGACAACACAGAGCAGACGCCUGAGGAUUACCUAAAAGAAUUUCCAUUCUUUCAUGAGGUUCUCCACAUCCACUGGUGUUACAUAUAAAUAGAUUUAAGAAGUAACGGUAAAAUAACAUAAUAUAAUUCAAGUUCAUCCAUCAAGCAUAAUAACUAAUAGAAUGAUUGCAUGUAUGUUGAACUUUGUGGCAUGAAGAAAAUAACAAUCAUGUACGGCAUGUAACGGUAAAAUAAAAUAACAUAAUUCAAGUUCAUUCAUCAAGCAUAUUAACUUAUAGAAUGAUUGCAUGUAUGUUGAACUUUGUGGCAUGAAGAAAAUAACAAUCAUGUACGGCAUGUAACAGUAAAAUAAAAUAA